Molecule: messenger RNA, 1521 nt
Organism: Platichthys flesus (European flounder)
Lineage: Eukaryota; Metazoa; Chordata; Actinopteri; Pleuronectiformes; Pleuronectidae
Product: G-protein coupled receptor 182-like
Exons: 2
Coding region: 90-1166 (358 amino acids)
Biological process (GO): G protein-coupled receptor signaling pathway
Cellular component (GO): membrane
Molecular function (GO): G protein-coupled receptor activity
Source: RefSeq, a predicted model, not a curated record
UUGCUUCGAACAUUAAAAACCCUCCAGACGACGAAGAGGCUUCGGGCAGAACCUGCUCCUCUUCAUCUUUCAGUACGGUUAACAAGACCAUGGCCGACGAGCACAACCACUCAGGCUACAUUAAUGGCACGCCGUGGUUUGUCCACGAGUGCACCAUCGAGCUGGACGUGGACUACAGGCGCAUCGCCCUCUUCCUGCUCUACCUCUUCAUCUUCAUGGUGGGCCUGCUGGAGAAUGUGCUGGUCGUGUGGGUGAACUGGAGCAGGCGCCACUCCGCCAACGGGGUUCUCUUCUGCGUCAUCAACGUGAGCCUGUCGGACCUGAUGGUGAUUGGGAUCCUGCCCUUCUACCUCAUGGAGGUGACCAUGGGCGAGGUUUGGGUGUGGGGCCGCUUCCUCUGCAAGGUCACCAACCUCAUCUUCGUGGUCAACUUCUACAGCAGCUCCCUCUUCCUGGCCUGCAUGACCUUGGAGCGCUACCUGUCCCUGACCAGGCCCUCGUCUCCGGCCCUCUUCCCUGUGGUGGGCCGGCGGCGCUGGGUGCUCUGUGGAGGCCUGUGGCUCUUCUCUUUUGUCCUGGCUCUGUUUGAGAACGUCCAUGUGGACCUUCUGGAGUGGGACGAGCCGGGCUGCUAUAUGAUUCCCGAGCACAACUUCCAGGAGUGGUUUAUUUGCAUACACUACCUGAACUUGAUCUUCCAGUUCAUAGUCCCCGCGGCCGUCAUCAUCACCUGCAACGUGCUGAUCUCUCGAGCGGUCAAGUCGACUCCGGAUGUGCAGGGCAGGCGGGACGUGUGGCUGGUGCACGUGUACUCCCUGGUCUUCGUCAUGUGCUGGCUGCCCUACAACCUGGUGGUGUUCCUAAUGGUCAUUGACAUCCUCAACCCCUACAUCUUCAAUUGCAACACCAUAGAGGUCCUCUACUUCUCCUACAGCGUGGUGCAGUGCCUGUCGCUUUUCCACUGCGUCGCCAACCCCAUCCUCUACAACUUCCUCAGCCAGAGCUUCCGCAAAAACCUGAUCAACACGGUGCUGAGCCACAUACCCAAAGAGCUGGAGCAGGUUGGAGCGGGAAACCAGCCCGGUGCUCCUAAUGGCGGCGGCGGCCCGGAGAGGCAGCGCAAGUUGAGUAACGUCAGCACAAGCCAGUCUGACGUGGGAUCAUAAGAGAGAAGAUGAGGAUCGAGUCAAGAACUAAACCCAGUCUCUGGAAACCAGAGUUCACGUUCCUCUCGUAAUCUACUUCCUUGAUUUCUAAUCAUGUACCUGAUCAGUUUAAAAAAAGAGAGAAGCAGGAAAUGUUUGAUGUCUUUUUGUUUUCUUCUCAAAGCUGCUCAUCUCCGACAGGAAAACAUGGCUGCGUCUUAAAUGUGGCUGCAGCAGGAAUGUGUGUGUAAACAAACGCUAACAUCUCUCUUCACUGAACGGACCGGGGUCACAUGCUGGAUAAAUUAAAGCAUUUAUUGUUGUACUGUUGUUUUCUUUAAGUUCUGUUCAAAUGCAAUAAAACUCCCUUCAACAC